Molecule: messenger RNA, 2742 nt
Organism: Helianthus annuus (common sunflower)
Lineage: Eukaryota; Viridiplantae; Streptophyta; Magnoliopsida; Asterales; Asteraceae
Product: phosphate transporter PHO1 homolog 10
Exons: 13
Coding region: 242-2542 (766 amino acids)
Biological process (GO): phosphate ion transport; cellular response to phosphate starvation
Cellular component (GO): plasma membrane; cytoplasm; Golgi apparatus
Molecular function (GO): inositol hexakisphosphate binding
Source: RefSeq, a predicted model, not a curated record
CACAUCCCAUUAUGUGAAGAGAUAACACGCAGAGGGUGUGCGUAUAUAUACACUCAUUGUGUCUGUUAACAAUACGUGUCAACACCAUUUUAACAUGCACACCUGUACAGUAGAGUAACAACGAAGAAACCAGACUGAACCGCCAUUGGUAUAUCAACACAUUCAUCUUCACCUCAUACGUCACUCACGCCUAUUAUUCGCUCAUAAGGGAUAGGGACUUGAGGUGAGUCUAUACUCAGUUAUGAAGUUUGGAAAGGAGUUUAAGCAGCAGAAGGUGCCAGAAUGGACCGACGCCUACGUGGACUACAACGGGCUCAAACGAAUAUUACACAAAGUUCGACAAUUCAGACAACGCCAAAGACCUCCAACACCAAUGAGAAUUUCCCAGCAGUUAUCAUUAUACAAACCCUUUAGUGGUCUAGAUGUAAAAUCUAGCCCUGAAGAGACUAAAAACGAUGUUGAGGACCAAGUAAUAGCCGUUGAAACUGUACAAAAUGGCGAUUCUAGAGAAGUAUACAACACCAACUUUUUGCCAUCAACUAAUGAAGGAGAAGAGAGCGAGGUAACGUUUUUCGAGAAGCUUGAUGAGGAGCUUAACAAGGUUAAUACCUUUUAUAGGGACAAGGUGGAAGAAGUAAUCGAGGAAGCAGCUUCGUUGAAUAAGCAAAUGAAUGCUUUAAUCGCAUUGCGGAUCAAAGUCAAACAACCGGAUAUCAAAAAAUGCCAUAUUCUGAGAAAGGUCUCGACGGAUAGUAGUUCCACCGAAUCCUCAAAAUCUGAUUCUCCUAAUAGAGAAGAUACAUUAGAGAGCAGACAUGUGGGUUCGAAAAUUGAUGUCGAGGGGAUCGAUGAUGCCUAUAGAAACGGAGUGAAUCCUGAUAAUAAUGAAUCGGAUCCUUUGGAUGUACUUGACCGUGUGAGGAUUAAUAAUACUCUUGAAAGCCCAAUGUCAACCAUCAGAAGUGUUCUUAACGAUUCAAAAGACAAGGAUUUGAGAUUUAAGAAAGAGGAGCUAAAAGAAGCAGAAGGACAGCUGAAGGUCGCUUUUGUUGAAUUCUACCGCAAACUUCAUCUUUUGAAGCAUUACAGUUACGUAAAUCUCCUUGCAUUUUCGAAGAUAUUGAAAAAAUAUGAAAAGAUUGCAUUAAGACGGGCAGCGAGGUCGUAUAUGAAAACUGUGGAUGAUUCUUACAUUGGUAGCUCCGAUGAGGUCACGCUUCUCCUCGAUCGAGUGGAGAGUACUUUCAGCAAAUACUUUGCAAACUCUAACCGUAGAGAAGGUAUGAAAGUUUUGAGGCCAAAACGGAAGAGAGAAAAACACAGGGUAACAUUCUUUUCAGGAUUCUUUUCUGGUUGCUCAAUAGCACUGCUGAUUGCUAUCAUAUUACUUAUACAAGCAAGGAAAGUAACUACUAGAAAGGAGCAUUCCAUGUAUAUAGACAAUGUUUUCCCUCUUUACAGUUUGUAUGCGUAUAUAAUCCUACAUAUGCUUAUGUAUGCUGCAAAUAUAUACUUCUGGAAGCACUGUAGAAUCAAUUACUCCUUCAUAUUUGGUUUUAAUCAAGGAACUGAAUUAAGCUACCAGGAUGUAUUCCUCUUUAGCACGGGUCUUGCAGUUCUGACACUUGGCACCUUUCUGGUGCACGUACACAUGAAAGUGGAUUCCGUUAAUGCUGUGUAUUCCAAAUAUACAGAGUUAGUUCCAUUGGGAUUACUCAUUGUUUUCGUUGCCAUCUUUUUAUGUCCGUUCAAUAUCUUGUACAAAUCCAGCCGUUUAUUUCUUAUGCGAAGUCUGUUUCAUUGUAUUUGUGCUCCUCUCUACAAGGUUCAAUUUGCUGAUUUUUUCUUGGCGGAUCAGUUGACUAGUCAGGUUCAAGCGAUGCGGUGUUUAGAGUUUUACAUUUGCUACUAUGGGAUGAGAUGGUAUACGAAGGAAGAGAAGUGUCAUCAUUUGGAUCUCUACAAUUUCUUCUAUAUUAUUAUGGCGGUUAUACCAUAUUGGAUUCGGUUUCUUCAGUGUGUUCGGCGACUGUUUGAGGAAAAAGACUGGGUCCACUUGGUCAACGGAUCAAGAUACUUCUUGACAAUUGUAGCAGUAGUAGUUAGAACUGUGUUUGAACUGAAGAUGAAGAAAAGCUGGAAGGUUUUGGCCCUAGUGAGUUCAGUUGCUGCAAUUCUGUUCAACACAUAUUGGGAUAUCGCUAUAGAUUGGGGACUUUUACAAAGAAAAUCGAACAACAUGUUCCUUCGGAACAAGCUUGCAGUAUCGCACAAAUAUGUGUACUUUGUAGUCAUGGUACUGGAUAUUGUACUAAGACUUGCUUGGCUACAAUUGGUGGUGAAAUUUAACAUACGCGCUCUGAAAGGAACUGUGAUAUCAGCCUUAUUUUCCUCCCUUGAAAUAUUCCGGCGUGGUGUAUGGAUGUUUUUUAGGUUGGAGAAUGAGCAUUUGAACAACGUCGGGAAAUAUAGAGCAUUUAAAAGCGUCCCGCUUCCCUUCAGUUACUAUGAAGAGGACGAAAACGAAAAGAAGGAUGAAUGAAAUAUUUUUGCAUUUUUCAGUACGGUGAUAAUUGCCCCAUAUUGAUACUCACAAGCAUAAGGUACAGAUCUUGGUUGAGAAUUUUAAAUUUUGUAGGGUUCUCGUAAAAAAUGCAUGAUGCCAAGAUGAGUUUUUGUAUAUUUUUUAAAAAUUUGUAAGGAACAUAUUAAUCUUUAAUAAUCAUGAAUUUUGGUGGCUAA